Messenger RNA from Dendrobium catenatum, 3352 nucleotides. RefSeq names its product tRNase Z TRZ3, mitochondrial. Gene Ontology annotation, biological process: mitochondrial tRNA 3'-end processing. Gene Ontology annotation, cellular component: mitochondrion. The transcript has 13 exons. Gene Ontology annotation, molecular function: 3'-tRNA processing endoribonuclease activity. The coding region runs from base 108 to 3089 and encodes 993 amino acids. The record is from RefSeq and is a predicted model, not a curated record. NCBI's taxonomy places the organism in Eukaryota, Viridiplantae, Streptophyta, Magnoliopsida, Asparagales, Orchidaceae.
AUCUACCUGCACGGCAAGCGCGAACCCAAUCAGCUAUUCCGUUCCAGUCGGCGACUCAAAUUAAAACCCUCGAAAACCUUUAAAACCUGCAAGGAAAUCCGAAGUCAAUGUCACAAAUCUCCAACCUGAGACUCCUCUGCUCUUAUUCCUCUUUUCUUUGCCCAAAUCCCUUAUUUAGAUUCUCCUUUUCUUCGUCCCUCCUCUCCAAGCCUAGGGUUUUACUGAAUUCUCACUUCUCUACGCUCACAGUGCUCUCGUAUUCCGGUCGAAGAGCAAGAAGGCCAGCCAGCGGUGGCGGGUAUUUUCAUCACAGGAGGGGAAACAGUACGCUGAGAGAGGAGAGGAGCAAGGACAGAGACUCCCCUCCGGUGCGUGAAAUGGAGGAAGGGUUGGUGGGAUUCAACAAAAAACGGGCGGAAGGGAGGGAUAAGAGUGACAGGCCUAGGACUCUCCAGCUCAAGAGUCGAAAACUUAACCCUGUAAACACCAUUUGUUAUGUACAGAUUUUGGGCACAGGAAUGGACACGCAGGACACCUCACCGUCCGUGUUUUUAUUUUUUGACAAGCAGAGGUUUAUAUUUAAUGCUGGGGAGGGAUUGCAACGUUUCUGCACAGAGCACAAAAUCAAGUUAUCAAAGGUUGACCAUAUAUUCUUGACUCGAGUGUCAUCAGAAACCGCAGGAGGUCUUCCAGGUCUUCUGCUUACUCUAGCUGGGAUAGGCGAGGAAGGAAUGUCAGUUAAUAUAUGGGGUCCUUCUGACCUUAAAUAUCUUGUUGAUGCCAUGCGUUCAUUUAUUCCAAAUGCUGCCAUGGUGCACACACGCAGUUUUGGGGAAAUGCAAACCGCUAAUGAAGUUGCAGUUUUGGAUUAUUCAAUACAUUGUUGUGUUGAUCCGAUUAUUCUUAUAGAUGAUGAGGUUGUCCGUUUAUCAGCAAUUCCCUUGAGGCCAAACUGUUCUGGAGACUCCUCUAUGAAACCUGGUGAUGUUGCGGUGGUCUACACUUGCGAAUUACCUGAGAUUAAGGGAAAAUUUGAUCCAGAAAAAGCUGCAUCCCUUGGGUUGAAACCUGGACCAAAAUAUCGAGAAUUACAGCUUGGGAACUCGGUUAUGUCAGACCAUUUUAACAUUAUGGUUCAUUCUAGCGAUGUUUUAGGUCCUUCAAUUCCUGGUCCAGUAGUCCUUCUUGUAGACUGUCCUACGCCAUCACAUAUGAAGGAAUUGUUCUCUACACAAUCUCUCAAUUCUUACUAUGUAGAUUCACCGGAUUGUCAAAGAGAUGGCAUUAAAUUAGUGAAUUGUGUAAUUCACCUUGGACCAGCUUCUGUAACAAAGAAAGCUGAUUAUCAAAUAUGGAUGAAGAGGUUUGGAAAAGCACAACACAUCAUGGCAGGGCAUGAGAUGAAAAAUAUGAAAAUUCCUAUCCUUAAAUCAAGUGCAAGAAUUUCAGCAAGGCUCAACUACCUCUGUCCACAACUAUUCCCAGCUUCAGGAGUUUGGCCUCCUAAGGAUGGAAUCGCGUCUUCUUUUAGAGACUCUAUUAUUCCAUGUGAGGUUCACCCUUCAGAUUUGGUUGACAGUGUCUCAGCUGAAAAUCUACUUAAGUUUCACUUGCGUCCCUACUCUCAGCUUGGAUUGGACAGAUCUGCUAUUCCGGAACUGCUAAAUCAGACACAAAUUUUCAAUGAACUACUUUCUGAAAUCCCUGAAAUAAAAGACGUUUCUAAAUGUAUAAGUUCGUUCUGGAGGAAUCAUGUUGAGAAUAAAGGUCCGAGACCCUUAACGUGUGGUGAGGUGGUGGAGGAACCAUGGAUAAAAGAAGCUUCUCAACUUUUUGAUGAUAACUUGAGAAAUCAAAGGAAAAAUACAUCUAAAAUAGGAGUUCCUUGUCUAAAUUUCAAUCAAAAACCUGAACUUGAUGAUGUCUCUGAUAUUCCCCCUUGCUUGGACAAUAUAACGAGAGAAGACAUGGAAAUUGUUCUGUUGGGUACAGGCUCAGCACAACCCUCAAAGUAUCGCAAUGUCAGUUCUAUCUUUAUCAAUCUUUUCUCUAAAGGGUGUCUACUUCUCGAUUGUGGUGAAGGUACUUUGGCACAGUUGAAAAGAAGGUUUGGAGUUGACGGUGCUGAUAAUGCCAUGAAAACUUUAAAAUGUAUUUGGAUUUCUCAUAUUCAUGCUGAUCAUCAUACUGGUCUUGCUCGAAUACUCGCGCUGCGAUGCCAGCUUCUGAGGGAUUCGCCUCAUGAGCCUUUGCUUGUAAUUGGACCAAGGUCACUGAAGAGAUUUUUAGAUGCUUAUUCUAGACUUGAAGAUCUGGAUAUGCUAUUCUUGGACUGCAGACACACAACAGAAGCUUCCAUGGAUGCUGUUCUCAGUUCCCAUGGUUUGGGUGAAGAUUGCUUUGCCGAAGUUGAAGAAGAAGAGAACAGAGCAAAAGGAUCAGAGCCUCAACUUGUGGAGACUACCUUAUUUGGCCAAGGCAGUAAAAUGCAAAGCUAUUGGAAGAGGCCUGGAAGUCCAGUUGACAUGGCCACAGUUAUGCCAGUUUUGAGGAGAUUGAAGGAGUUGCUUCAUAAAGCAGGUUUAGAGGCUUUGUACAGUGUCCCUGUUAUACACUGUCCACAGGCAUUUGCUGUUGUUUUGAAAGCAGCCGAGAGGACAAAUAGUAUGGGAAAAGUCAUACCAGGUUGGAAACUGGUCUAUUCCGGUGAUACAAGACCAUGCCAAUCACUCGUUGAUGCUUCUCACAAUGCAACUGUUCUCAUACACGAGGCAACUUUUGAGGAUGGCCUAGGGGAAGAAGCAUUGGCAAGAAACCAUAGCACAACAAUGGAAGCUAUACAAGUAGGAUCCAAAGCAGGGGCUUAUCGCAUAAUCCUAACUCAUUUCAGCCAAAGAUAUCCCAAAAUCCCAGUCUUUGAUGAGGCUCACAUGCACAAUACAUGCAUUGCUUUCGACCUGAUGAGUGUCAACAUAGCAGAUCUUCAUCUGCUUCCAAAGGUUCUCCCUUACUUAAAAGUUCUAUUCAGAAAUGAAAUGGUUGUUGAUGAAUCUGAUGAUGCCAUGGAUUUGACAGUGGACCAAUAUUAGUAGGAUCACAAUCCAGGUAAUUUUCUGUUCAUUUGCCCAUUCUUUAGAAGAUUUGAGUUUUGUACUUGUAUGAUAGGCUUUGUUCCCUUUAAAAUUAUUAGAGUUCUGUAAUUUUAUUGUUGUUUUAUUUGUAUACUAACUUAAAUGUGAACUUAGGGACCAAUCGAACAUAUUUACUAACUUGUUCUUGUUCAUUAACUUACCUUUAAAACACUAUUCAAUUGAAUUAUAAUGUUGAGACAUAUAUCUUUUUUGUUUUUUUA